GCUUGGGGUUCAGACCAAGCGUGACGCCGUUAUACUGAUCCGGAAGAAAAUUAAAUAGAAACUUAACAACCAACGGUAUGUAUAAAAGCUCGGUUAUUUCAUAACGGAUUUUGUAAGGAGUAGAAAAUGACCUUGUUCGGGCAAGCCCUACGCUUCACGUCUCCACGGCUCCAGUUUAUUUGCGGGAGGCGCAGGACAUAUUCAGCUCAAGCUGGAGCCGUCGAGCGGGUCAUUCCAGCGUUUCUCUCUGUUAGCGGAGAAGAAGGGGUGUCUGUGGGCUCAGCUGUCAGAGAACAACACGGCAGGGAUGAGUCUGUGCACAGAUGCCGACCACCGGAUGUGGUGGUGUUUCCUCGAUCUGUUGAGGAGGUCAGCGCCCUUGCCAAAAUCUGUCACCAACACCAACUACCCAUGAUCCCGUUUGGUACAGGGACAGGCCUGGAGGGAGGUGUUGGUGCUCUGAAGGGUGGAGUGUGUUUCAGUUUGAGAAAGAUGGAGCAGGUUCUUGAUCUUCACCAAGAGGAUUUUGAUGUGACGGUGGAGCCAGGUGUGACACGCAAAGGCCUCAACUCAUACCUGCGUGACACUGGCCUCUGGUUUCCGGUUGACCCAGGUGCCGAUGCAUCGCUCUGUGGCAUGGCUGCAACUAGUGCAUCAGGCACCAAUGCGGUCCGCUAUGGCACGAUGCGUGAGAACGUCCUGAACCUGGAGGUGGUUCUAGCAGAUGGGAUGGUCCUCCACACAGCAGGGAAGGGCCGUCGUCCAAGGUAUGACUGCAAUAUUACAAUCAAACCACAUUUAAAACUAAAUCAUUUGUUGUCUACAUUUGAUUUUUCCCCUUUUGGUGCAAACCCUUUCAGAAAGACAUCUGCUGGUUACAACCUAACAAACCUUUUUGUGGGCUCGGAGGGAACUUUGGGUAUUAUUACCAAAGCCACGCUUCGGUUGUUCGGUAUUCCCGAAAGUAUGGUGUCGGCUGUCUGCUCCUUUCCAUCCGUCCAAUCAGCAGUGGACAGCACCGUUCAGAUCCUGCAAGCUGGAGUUCCCAUUGCCCGUAUCGAGUUCUUGGACGACGUGAUGAUAAACGCAUGCAAUCGCUUCAACAACCUGUCCUAUGCGGUCACUCCCACCCUCUUCCUGGAGUUCCACGGGAGCUCUAAAAGCAUGGAGGAGCAAGUGACCAUCACUGAGGAGAUCACGCGGGAUAACGGAGGCUCAGACUUCGCCUGGGCAGAAGAUGAGGAGUCCCGUGGCCGGAUAUGGAAAGCCCGUCAUGAUGCAUGGUAUGCCGCCCUGGCCCUGAGGCCUGGAUGUAAGGCAUAUUCUACAGACGUCUGUGUGCCAAUCUCACGACUGCCUCAGAUUAUAGUGGAAACAAAAGAAGAUCUAAUCAGAAACAAUAUCACCGGUCCUAUUGCAGGUCAUGUGGGUGAUGGAAACUUCCAUUGUUUAAUUGUACUGGAUCCUAAUGACGCAGACGAGGUGCAAAGGGUUCACUCCUUCACUGAGAGACUAGCCAGGAGGGCACUGGCUAUGAACGGAACUUGUACCGGUGAACAUGGGAUCGGUCUAGGAAAGAGGGCCCUGCUCAGAGAAGAGGUCGGUCCUUUGGCCAUAGAGGUCAUGCAGGGCCUCAAGGCCACUCUGGACCCCAACCUCAUGAAUCCUGGAAAGGUGUUGUAAUUAACGCAAACCAACACAGAUACUGUGCACUGAGCUUCUUGACCACUAGAAGCCAGGAGAAUUAAGUUUAACAUUUUAAAAAUGAUAGAAUGUUAGAGGCUAGAAUGUUUGCAAAAUCUGCACAUACUUUUUUUGUGAAAAGUGCGUGUGAUUUUAAGAUCCUUGUGUGGAUAUGAAGUAAUUUCUAAUUUAGCAUUAGUAUUAAUGUACAGGGGUUAAUUUUCUCUGAGCCUUGAGAAUGUAAUUUUUCCAUCCUUGUAUUUUGCUUUUCCAUGGCAAUCUCACAAUUAAUGUAAAAUCAUCGUGCCAUGACAAACUUGUGUUUAGUUGGGCCAUUUGCCCUUCUACAUUUCUGUGAAUAUACUUAUUUAUAUGGACAUAUUUGCUUCUAAAGAACAAUCUGUGAAGGAGAACUCAAAACAAAGACUGAUAAGCUAAAUGUGAUGCAGAAAAUAAAAUUUAAUUAAUUACAUGAAAUAAUUUUGUCUCUUGUUCAUGCUCAAGUGACUGUUCUUGUUUUUGUUUUUUUUACACCUUUUUUGUGUUUGCAGUGAACUUCUCAAUAAAAGAAUGCAACGUC
Puntigrus tetrazona (Sumatra barb) is the source of this 2263-nucleotide messenger RNA. It is a transcript of the gene ldhd, whose product is annotated as lactate dehydrogenase D. The record is from RefSeq and is a predicted model, not a curated record. Lineage: Eukaryota; Metazoa; Chordata; Actinopteri; Cypriniformes; Cyprinidae. Gene Ontology annotation, molecular function: FAD binding; D-lactate dehydrogenase (NAD+) activity; D-lactate dehydrogenase (cytochrome) activity. Gene Ontology annotation, biological process: lactate catabolic process. Gene Ontology annotation, cellular component: mitochondrion.